AUGAUUGGAAUGUUCAAGUCCUUUGGAUUAUUCUUUGUCGAAUACCAGCGAAAGUUUUCAGCAACAUCAUCUGAAAUUUCUCUGGUUCUGUCUUUUCAAACAAUUAUUGCAUGCGCUGUUGGUUUAAUAAUCAUGGGGAUUGGAACACGAUACUUUGCAGAGCAGGUCUUUAUAGUUUGUGCUGCACUGUUUGGGCUCGCCUCCAGUAUUGGUAACGCAUACGCUACUGAGCUUUUGGUAUUAUUCCUCACGCAGAGUACUCUAUUUGCUAUCACAUCGCAGAGUGCUCAUAGUUCAUCAAAUCUGAUACUUGGUAAAUACUUUAAGAAACGCAGGGAAAGGGCAUAUACGAUUGCAAAUGUCGGUGGAAGCAUAGGAGGAAUGACUUUGCCUCCUUUAUUUGCUUUUUUAUUCGAGGAAUAUGGCCUGCAAGGUGCGCUCAUAAUAGCUGGAGGAAUUUUUCUUCACUUCAUACCUAUUGGGAUGUUGAUGAGACCCAUUGAAAGGGGGGCACAAGUAUUACUAGACACCGAAGAAAAAGAAAAAAGUCAUAAUAUAAAUGGCAGUGUGCAUUCUGAUGAAUAUUUUGCUUCAAAUAAAAGAAUAGAAGAAGAAAAUGCAAUUGAAGUGAAAAAGAAUUUAUUGAAAUCGGAUCAUCGUCAACGCUCAAGUUCUGAUGGAAAAUUGAAACCAGUUGAAAGUGACCUGUUAGGUAGUUCAGAUGACAUUUCAGUGACAAUAUCCACGGAUCGAGUACAUUUGGGAAGUUCCGGUUUAGAAAAUGAUAAUGAAAUUCGCAGGAAUUCACAAUUCAAGUUAUCAUCCUUAUUUGACUUUUCCUUGUUUAAGAAUUGUCAUUUCAUCCUAAUAAUGAUGUCAUCGCUGCUCGUGUCUGCUGCCUGCAUUAUUCCUAUUACUUACUUUCCACCUUUCGCAAAAGACAGAGGUUUACAAACGGAUUUAAUAGGAUACCUCGUAACAAUUUCAGGUACAAGUGAACUAGUAGGUCGACUUCUAUAUCUAGCUAUUGCUGAUAGCAAGAGAAUUGAAAGGCGUCACAUAAUGACCAUUGCAAUGGUUGUCAAUGGAAUCACAUGCUUUAUGGCAUUUUUCUCCACUAAUUUUACAUAUCUUGCAAUUUUUGGAGCCCUGCAGGCCAUGUUUGGAGGAGUCUACUUUUGUAUUAUAAAUGAUCUGGUAAUUGAUUUCAUUGGUUCGGACAAACAUAAAUACGGAAUAGCGUUUGGAACGGUGAUGAGGGGAACAUCAACAGCUAUAACCUCCUUCGUUGUCGGUAUCUUACGAGACUCCACGGGUAGUUAUGUGUCAGGAUUUGCUGUGAUGGGAGCAUGCUCAAUCCUAGGGGGCUUGAUUUUACUUUUCAAGCCAUGCAUGUCAUGA
This is a messenger RNA of Saccostrea echinata, 1401 nucleotides long. Its product is annotated as monocarboxylate transporter 2-like. The transcript has 4 exons. Gene Ontology annotation, biological process: transmembrane transport. The coding region runs from base 1 to 1401 and encodes 466 amino acids. The record is from RefSeq and is a predicted model, not a curated record. Gene Ontology annotation, molecular function: monocarboxylic acid transmembrane transporter activity. NCBI's taxonomy places the organism in Eukaryota, Metazoa, Mollusca, Bivalvia, Ostreida, Ostreidae.